CCGUGUGUUCACGAAGAGAAAAACACAUGUCAUCACUGCAUGUGUAUUGUGUAAUAAAAUAUAAUAUAUCUUCGAAACGAAAAUGGCUGCCAAUAUAGCUAGUCUUUUAAACCGAAUUGCAUCCUUGGGUUUGGGCGUUGCAAUAGCUGGCGGUGUCGUUAAUACAGCUCUUUAUAAUGUUGAUGGUGGUCACAGGGCUGUUAUAUUCGACCGAUUCCAAGGCGUCAAAGAUGAUAUCUCAGAUGAAGGAACACAUUUUCUCAUCCCAUGGGUUCAACGACCGAUAAUAUUCGACAUACGUAGUCGCCCAAGAAAUGUUCCUGUAACAACUGGUAGUAAAGACUUGCAAAAUGUCAAUAUCACCUUGAGGAUAUUAUUUCGACCAGAAGCAAAACGAUUGCCUGGUAUUUAUACAAAUCUUGGUGAAGACUAUGAUGAAAGAGUUUUACCUUCCAUUACAACUGAGGUGUUAAAAGCCAUUGUGGCUCAAUUUGAUGCAAGUGAACUAAUAACACAAAGAGAAGUAGUUUCAUACAAGGUUCGAGAAGCACUGGUGGAUCGUGGAAAGUCGUUUGGUCUUAUCUUGGAUGAUAUUUCAAUUACUCACUUGACAUUCGGACGUGAAUUCACUGAAGCUGUAGAAGCCAAACAAGUUGCUCAACAGGAAGCUGAACGAGCUAGAUUCUUGGUGGAGAAGGCAGAGCAACAGAAGUUAGCUGCAAUUGUUGCUGCAGAAGGGGAUGCUAAAGGAGCAGAGUUGAUUGCCAAGUCAUUUGAAGAAGCAGGUGAAGGAUUGAUCGAACUAAGAAAGAUUGAAGCAGCUGAAGAAAUUGCAGACCGAGUCAGUCAAGCACCAAACAUUGCUUAUUUGCCAGGAGGCAAUAUGCUAUUGAAUCUGCAAGCUCCUUAAAUAAUCAGUAUUACUUAAUAUUUAUAAUACAAUUCUUUUACAAGAGAUAA
This is a messenger RNA of Xenia sp. Carnegie-2017, 960 nucleotides long. Its product is annotated as prohibitin-like. The transcript has 8 exons. NCBI's taxonomy places the organism in Eukaryota, Metazoa, Cnidaria, Anthozoa, Malacalcyonacea, Xeniidae. The coding region runs from base 83 to 910 and encodes 275 amino acids. The record is from RefSeq and is a predicted model, not a curated record. Gene Ontology annotation, cellular component: mitochondrion; membrane. Gene Ontology annotation, biological process: mitochondrion organization.